Molecule: messenger RNA, 6994 nt
Organism: Sinocyclocheilus anshuiensis
Lineage: Eukaryota; Metazoa; Chordata; Actinopteri; Cypriniformes; Cyprinidae
Product: dedicator of cytokinesis protein 8-like
Exons: 46
Coding region: 202-6066 (1954 amino acids)
Biological process (GO): positive regulation of establishment of T cell polarity; small GTPase-mediated signal transduction; positive regulation of GTPase activity
Cellular component (GO): cell leading edge
Molecular function (GO): guanyl-nucleotide exchange factor activity
Source: RefSeq, a predicted model, not a curated record
UUCAUAACAUCGUUUAGUCUCUCUCUCUCUCUCUCUCUCUCUCUCGUUUAAAUCCACUCUGUUUGGGUUGAAGUUAAAAUGCGGAAGUUUCCGCCCAGCAAAGCCGCUGAUACCGCGAAGAUGAGGCUCGCGAUGCCAUCAACGAUCAUCCCCGCUCCGUGCUGCUCUCCGCGGCUCUGCGUGGACUGAGAUCAGACUCGCAUGGCUAUGGCUUCUCUGCCAGCGUCAGAGCGGAGAGCAUUCGCUCUCAAAAUCAACAGACACUCCUCGGCGGAGAUCCGGAGACACUUCAGUGGGAUCAGCCAUGGUUCCCUGCCUCACCACCGGCACAGUUACAGCGCCUCUGGCUCUUUCUGCUUCAACAUACCUCAGUCAUAUGAAGCAGUUGAGCCGGUGGACCUGGAUGAGUUCCUGAUGUCACAGCUGUGCAGUGGAGAUGCCGAGCUCAUGCAGGAGCUGGGGGAGUUUCCAGACGACGACCUGGAGGUGGAGCUGGUGGAGAGGGAAUGCAGGACCAUCCGCCCCUCUGUCCCCGAGGAAGGAGUGGAGCUGGAUCCUCAUGUGAGGGAUUGUGUUCAGAGUUACACGCAGCCCUGGCUGGUGGUUAGCAGAAGAUCUCAGGGUUAUGGGUGGAUUGCGUACGCCGAGAGGACAGAUGCUAACAGAGUCUUACAGAGACAGACGUUUGAGUCUGACGUUGAGCCUGACAAACAAGAGCAAGUAGAAAAAUCACCGUCCCUGCCAGCACUAUGUGAUGAUACAACUCGGACCACCCUCACAUGCUCAGACUUCAACUUACGGGCCCUGCAGCCGGACCAUCGUGUGGAGAGCCUCUUGCGCUUCAGCAGCCCGGAGGAGCUGGAUCGUUUCAACCUGGAGGCCAGAAAUAGCAACCGCUAUGGCGAGCUCUUUGGCCUCUACCCACCUAUUGAUGAGGAGGAUGCAGUAGCGAUUCGGCCCAUUCCCGACUGUCCCAAGGAGCACUUUGGGCAGAGGAUACUAGUGCGAUGCCAGACCAUCAAAUUUGAGAUUGAAAUUGAGCCCCUCUUUGCAACCAUGGCCCUCUAUGACCUGAAGGAGAAAAAGAAGAUUUCAGAGAACGUCCACUUUGACAUGAACUCCGAUCAGAUGAAGGGUUUCCUGCGGUCUCACACUCCCCACACUGACCCCUCCACUUUGGCCAGAUCUGCAAUUUUCUCCAUCUCCUACCCUUCUCCAGAUAUCUAUCUGGUCAUUAGGGAAGGAGAGCGUCUGAGUGACGAGGACUUGUUCAAGUUUCUGGCGGACAUCAAGAGGUCGUCCGGUCAGCGACGUGUUAAAAUCAUACCUGGUUUUCUGAGACUGGAAGUGUCUCCAGUGCCGGAGACGGUUCCUGGGUGUCUGUGCCCAGAACUGAUUCCAGUGAAGCCAGUUUCUGAGAAAAAUCCACGGGCGGUUAAAGAAGUGCUGGAGUUCCCUUCCAGUGAAGUCUAUGUGCCUCACAAUAUAUACCAGAACCUGCUGUAUGUGUAUCCUCUGAGGUUGAAUCUUACUAACCGUUUGACUUCAGCCAGAAACAUUACGGUUAAAAUCCAGUUCAUGAGUGGUGAGGAUCCUAGCUGUGCCAUGCCUGUAAUCUUUGGAAAAUCAAGCGGCCCUGAGUUUCUUAAAGAGGUCUACACUCCAGUCACAUACCACAACAGGUCUCCUGAUUUCUAUGACGAGAUAAAGAUCCAUCUUCCAGCCCGUUUAACAGAGAAACAUCACUUACUGUUCACCUUUUACCAUAUCAGCUGCCAGCAGAAACAGAACCAGACUGGAAGUCUGGAGACUCUCAUUGGAUAUUCAUGGUUACCCUUGCUGAACAAUGACAGGCUGCAGACUGGGCAGCAGUGUCUGCCAAUCGUUCUGGACAAACUUCCUGUGAACUACUCCCUGCAUUCCCCAGAGAAACUGCCAGCUCAGGUACCUCCUGUUAAGUGGUUGGAGAAUCAUAAGGGACUGUUCAACCUUGAGCUACAAGCUGUGUCCUCAGUCCAAACACAGGACAGUCACCUGGAGCGUUUCUGUACUCUGUGUCACGCCCUGGAGGGCAAGACCAUAUUCCCUAUUCGAGUGGGAGAUGAGAAGAUUUCUGAAAACAUGUUUGAGCACGAGCUGAAGCUCAGCAUCAUCUCGCUGUCAUCCUCCGGCCUGGAGCCGCUGGUGCUGUUUCUCCAUCAGGUCCUCGACAAGCUCUUCCGUCUCAUCAUGCAGCCCAUGGUCAUCGCCGGACAGACUGCAAAUCUGGCCCAGAUUGCAUUUGAGUCAGUGGUGUCGGUUGUCAACAGUCUUCACAACAGUCAGGAGCUGGCAAAGGACCAUCAGGGAAGAAACUGUCUCCUAGCAACAUACCUGUACUUUGUGUUCCGCUUGCCAGACACACAACAUGAAAUCCACACCUCAGGCACAGGAGGUCUGAUGGCUCACCCAGAGAGCCGAUACAGCACUCUGACUCGCGCCACGGCCACCACGGUCGGCUUCAUGCUGCUUCAGUCACGCAUUCGUUCCAGCAGCAACCCUGAUAUACCAGCACCACAGAGCCCAGAGGACGCAGAGGUCAAUAACAUUCUAGGAAAGCAGGGUUUAAAUCUUCCUGGCAGUCGCAUCUCAGCAGCUGGAAAAGUCUCCAAUAGUUCACAAAGCUCAAGCACACGGCCCACAAACAGAAAGUUGUUCCAUGAGGAGCUGGCUCUUCAGAUGGUGGUCAGCACUGGAGUCUGCAGAGAGAACGUCUACAAAUACGCCUGGUUCUUCUUUGAACUUCUUGUGAAGAGCAUGAGCCAGCAUGUGUCUCAGCUGGAUAAGAAGGCAGUCUCUCGUAGGAAUCGGUUUUCGGAUCGUUUCAAAGAUGACAUCACCACCAUUGUCAACGUGGUAACUGCUGAGAUUGGAAACAUUUUAGUAAAACAACAAAAGGAGCUAGAGCAGGCAGAGAAGGUUAACAUCAGCCUGGCUUUCUUCCUGUAUGACCUGAUGUCUCUGAUGGACCGUGGCUUAGUGUUUCAGCUGGUGAAGAAUUACUGCAACCAGAUGGCAGCAAAGAGCGUGAGCAUGUCGACUUUGAUCAGUAUGAGGUUGGAGUUUUUGAGGGUCCUGUGCAGUCAUGAGCAUUACCUCAAUCUGAGCCUGUUCUUCAGCAGCCCUGCUUCUGCGCCCGCCUCCCCGUCACCCUCCACCUCCUCACAGACCUCCAGCUUGUGCAGUUUUCAGGACCAUAAGAUCGCAGCCAUGUUUGAUCUGUCACAAGACUUUAAGCAGCGGCAUUACUUGACCGGACUGCUGCUGACCGAACUCAGCACUGCACUGGACAUGGAGUCAGAGGGGGGGAGAGUACAACAAAAGGCCAUCAAUGCCACAUACAGCUUAUUGUGCGCUCACGAUCUGGACCAGCGCUGCUCCAGGCCAGAGGUCAAGGCUAAGAUUGCUGCUCUCUACCUCCCUCUAGUGGGCAUCAUCAUUGACUCCAUCAAUUACCUUGACUUCACAGUAUCUGACUCGCGUGGCGGUAAAGGCAAGUCCGGUGGGCCUGAGGAAGAUCCUGACAGCAUCACCCCCAUCAAUCAAUCUGUUGCAAUGGCAAUCGCUGGAAAUCCUUUCAACACUUUAGCGAGAAAUGCACUGGUCUCUAUGGCCUCUGUGACGGGGAAAACUAGCAACAUGUUGACAGCAGAGACCAGUCGCAAUCUGCUCAUGUGUUUCCUGUGGAUUAUCAAGAACGCAGAUCAGAAUCUGAUCCAACGCUGGACUGUGGACGUGCCUUCAUCUCAGCUGAGCCGUCUGCUGGAGCUCCUCGCCAUCUGCAUCUCCUGCUUUGAGUACAGGGGGAAGCAGAGUUCUGAUAAGGUGAGCACACAGGCCCUGCAGAAGUCUCAGCAGGCUAAGGCGCGUCUGGAGGAGGCUCUGCUGGGAGGAAUCGGAGCCAGAGGAGAAAUGAUGAAAAGGGUGGGAGGUAACGACCGGACGCUGGGUCAGAGAGAGAACCUACGCUGGAGGAAAGACCUUACACAGUGGCGCCAGACAAACGACAGGCAGGACAAAUCCAAAGCAGAGCUGGAUCAGGAGGCCAUAAUCAGUGGUAACCUGGCAACUGAGACCAACCUCAUAGUCCUGGACCUGCUGGAGAUGAUCGUACAGGCAGUUCCUCUGGCCGACUGUAAGGAUAAUGUGGUUGGUGGAGUGUUGAAGGUUCUGCUGCACUCUCUCACCUGUAAUCAGAGCACCACCUUCCUGUCACACUGUUUCAGCACCCUACGGGCUCUCAUAGUUAAGUUUGGUGACCUGUUGUUUGAGGAGGAGGCCGAGCAGUGUGCUGACCUGUGUCAGAAGGUUCUUCAUUACUGCAGCAGCUGUGUGGACGGCAACAGGAGUCAGGCUUGUGCUACACUGUACCUGAUCAUGAGAUACAGCUACAGCUCCGCUAGUAAUUUCUCCAGAGUCAAGAUGCAGGUGACAAUGUCUUUAGCCUCGCUGGUCGGCAAGUCUUCGGACAUCCAUGAGGAGUACCUACGCCGCUCUUUCAGAACUAUCCUAGCAUACGCAGAAGAAGACACGGAAAUGCAGUCUACACAGCUGCCCUCACAGGUGGAUGAACUCUUGAGGAAUCUAAACAGUAUCCUCUCAGAUACAGUCAAGAUGAAAGAGUUCCAGAAAGAUCCUGAGAUGCUUAUGGACCUCAUGUAUAGGAUCGCAAAGGGUUACCAGACAUCUCCAGACCUGCGUCUAACCUGGCUCCAAAACAUGGCAGAGAAGCACAACAGCAGGAAGUGCUUUACAGAGUCAGCCAUGUGUCUGGUCCAUGCCGCGGCCCUGGUGGCUGAAUAUCUCAGCAUGCUGGAGGAUCACAAAUACUUGCCUGUGGGCAGCGUCACCUUUCAAAACAUCUCUCCUAAUAACAAGGAUGGGGUUUGCUCGGGACGCUACUUCACGGAAAGUGGCCUAGUUGGGCUUCUGGAACAGGCUGCUGAGCUAUUCAGCAAUGGCGGGUUGUAUGAGGCAGUUAAUGAGGUGUACAAGGUAAUCGUGCCUAUACUGGAGGCCCACAGAGAUUUCCGGAAGCUCGCUUCCACACAUGACAAGCUCCAAAGGGCUUUUGAGAACAUCAUUCAAAAGGGUCACAAGAGGAUGUUUGGAACCUACUUCCGCGUGGGAUUUUAUGGCUGUAAAUUUGGAGACCUUGAUGAGCAAGAAUUUAUCUACAAAGAGCCAGGAAUUACCCAUUUACCGGAGAUAUCCCACCGGCUCGAGAACUUUUACAGUCAGUGUUUUGGAGAUGGAGUUUUGGAAAUGAUUAAAGAUUCCACACCAGUAGACAGAAAGAAGCUCAAUCCCAGCAAGGCGUACAUACAGAUUACCUUUGUGGAGCCUUACUUUGAUGACUAUGAGAUGAAAGACCGCCUCACCAACUUUGAGAAGAACUUCAACCUUCGCCGCUUCAUGUACACUACGCCGUUCACAAAGAGUGGGCGGCCCCGAGGGGAACUCAACGAGCAAUACAAGCGGAAAACCAUCCUAACCACCAUGCAUGCCUUCCCCUACAUCAAGACCCGGAUCAACGUCAUUCAGAAGGAGGAGUUUGACCUCACACCCAUCGAGGUGGCCAUUGAGGACAUGCAGAAGAAGACUAGAGAGCUGGCUGAAGCCACGCACAGAGAGAAGCCAGAUGCUGUGAUGCUUCAGAUGGUUCUGCAGGGAUCUGUCACAGCCACCGUCAAUCAGGGUCCAUUGGAGGUGGCCCAGGUCUUCUUGAAUGAAAUCCCAGCAGACCCCAAGCUCUUCCGUCAUCACAACAAACUGCGUUUGUGUUUCAAAGAGUUCAUACUGCGGUGUGGACAGGCCGUUGAGAAGAACAAGCUACUCAUUACUCCUGAUCAGAAGGAGUACCAGCAGGAGAUGAAGAAAAACUACAACAAACUGCGAGAGAACCUGAGGCCCAUGCUGGAGAGAAAGAUCCCUGAGCUCUACAAGCCCAUCAUCAAACCUCGCAUCGAGAAUAGAGAUUCCUUCAAACGGCAGAGCCUCCGUCGGACACAAGAUGAAAAUUCAUGAUGUCAAGAGAACAUCUCCAGAGGAUAUCAAGGGAAGGAUGUUGCAGUGUGCCAGGAAACAAGAGCUCCGUCAGCUGAUAAUUAGAUGACUCGAGCAGAGUUUUAUGCACUGCGUUGAAACCCCCUGAAAAUAUCACAGAUUGUUGUAUUCUAUAUUACUGUAUAUAAGGAAUAGAUUUUAAGGGAUGUAGAACUUUAUUUGCUUAUAAUUGUUUUUAGAACAAAAACCUCAGCCAGUCAUUUUUUUUUGUUUGUUUUUACUUUUUCUGGAUAUGGUUCGAAUCUUCCUUAGUAUGCUACUACAUAUAUUAUAUUCUUAACUAACAGACAUGUUACAUGUGAGGAACAAAUCUACAACCUUAAAUUAACUGCUUCAAGACAGAAAACCUGAUCAUAUUUCAAAGACACUGAAAGUGUUAAAAGUGUAAAAAAUUGACAAAACGGACAGUUAUCGGUAUAAUGUAUGUUUACAUAGAGCUAAUAUUUUGUUUGUCCUGUUCUAUGUAUAUUGUAAUUGCAGAGAUUUACAAGAUACAGUUUUGUAUAUAUAGUUCUAUUUUAUUUAUAGAGAAUAUUUAGCUCUUAAAAUGUGACCAGACCAGAUCAGAAUAAAAGUAAAUCAGGUUUACAGAGAUAAAAGAACAGCACCAGUUAAAAGUGCAGAGUAAGAGUGCAUCAAAUGUUUACUUUUGCCUCCUGUUUCUUAAAUAACUGGAAAUUGUGUCAAAUUAAUGAUUUAUUCUUUUUAUUUUUUUAUUUUCCAAUUUACAAGUGCACUGCACAUAAGCUUAUAUUAUAUGUUGUUUCUGUUUCCAGUGCUUCAUUACAUCUGUUACAUAUUACUGCUCUGAAAACUAUAAGAACAGUUUGUUGGUUUUAUUAAACGUAUAGGUCAUUGCAAUUUCAACUUAGACUACUUCUGUUCGAAA